This is a messenger RNA of Etheostoma spectabile (orangethroat darter), 2975 nucleotides long. It is a transcript of the gene pdk1, whose product is annotated as pyruvate dehydrogenase kinase, isozyme 1. Gene Ontology annotation, biological process: protein phosphorylation; regulation of glucose metabolic process. The transcript is spliced from 11 exons. Gene Ontology annotation, molecular function: pyruvate dehydrogenase (acetyl-transferring) kinase activity. Gene Ontology annotation, cellular component: mitochondrion. NCBI's taxonomy places the organism in Eukaryota, Metazoa, Chordata, Actinopteri, Perciformes, Percidae. The record is from RefSeq and is a predicted model, not a curated record. The coding region runs from base 356 to 1567 and encodes 403 amino acids.
GGCUGCAGUGCAUGCCAGUCCACGGCUGGCACAUUCAAUACUGUUACCGCAUAUAGCUUUCUUCCCAUUUUAAUGUCUUUGACCCUCAGAUAUGAGCAAUUAAAGUAAAGGCCGAUUUAGAAAUACUUUGCGAUGACUUUGCACACAUUUUACCAAAUCGCUCAAUAACAGAGCGUUAAUUUCACGAGUGUGUUCUGCUGAAGUUGAGGCGUAGAAGCUAAUGUUAACAUAGAUUAGCUAGCUAACCAACUGCGUAGCUGUGCUGUGGAUGCCACCUAUAAACCUAAGAAGCACCAUCUGGGACACCACCUGAAUUGCAUUGUCCGCCGAGUGAGCGAACACAGGAGCUGUCGCAAUGAGGAUUUUAAGGUUUCUGAGGAACAGCGUGUCCAUAGGAAAGGACAUUGACUAUUACUCCAGAUUUUCACCCUCUCCUCUGUCAAUGAAGCAGUUUCUGGAUUUUGGCUCAGAAAAUGCAUGUGAGAAAACAUCAUUCGCCUUCCUUAGACAGGAAUUACCUGUGAGGUUGGCAAACAUCAUGAAAGAGAUUAACUUGUUGCCAGACAACUUGCUGAGGACUCCAUCGGUGCGUUUGGUCCAGGGCUGGUACAUGCAAAGUUUUCAGGAGAUUCUUGAGUUCAAAGACAAAAAUGCAGAUGAUGAGAAAGUCACAUAUGAUUUCACAGAUGCAGUAAUAAAGAUCAGAAAUCGACACAAUGAUGUCAUUCCCACCAUGGCUCAGGGAGUUGUGGAGUACAAGGAGACCCAUGGCACAGACCCAGUUGUCAGCCAAAAUCUUCAGUAUUUUCUAGACCGUUUCUACAUGAGCAGAAUAUCCAUCAGGAUGUUGCUCAACCAGCACACUCUCCUCUUUGGUGGGAAGGUGAAGGUGAACCCAGCUCAUCCCAAACAGAUCGGCAGCAUUGAUCCAAACUGUCGUGUCAGCGAGGUUAUCAGAGAUGCCUACGAAAAUGCACGAACCCUUUGUGACCGGUACUACAUGAACUCUCCUGAGCUGGUGCUGGAGGAAUUCACAGCCAACCCCACCACUGUGGUCUAUGUCCCAUCUCAUUUGUAUCAUAUGGUGUUUGAACUUUUCAAGAACGCCAUGCGGGCCACCAUGGAGUUGUACGGCGAUGCCAUGGAGUAUCCUGCUAUCCAUGCUCAGGUCGCCCUGGGAACUGAAGAUCUGACAGUCAAGGUGAGUGAUCGUGGAGGAGGCGUGCCGCUGCGCAAGAUUGAUCGGUUGUUUACCUACACGUACUCCACAGCUCCUCGGCCGAGCAUGGACGGGGCCCGUGCUGCUCCUCUGGCUGGUUACGGGUAUGGCCUGCCAAUCUCUCGACUCUACGCCCGGUACUUUCAAGGGGACCUGAAGCUGUACUCUCUGGAAGGUUAUGGAACUGAUGCUGUGGUCUACAUUCGGGCACUCUCCACAGAGUCCAUUGAGAGGCUCCCUGUGUACAACAAGUCGGCCUGGAAACAUUACAAAACGAUUCACGAGGCCGACGACUGGUGCAUCCCCAGCAAAGAGCCAAAGGACAUGACAACGUUUCGCAGUUUCUAGAGCAAAAUAAGUGUGUGUGUGUGUGUGUGUGUGUGUGUGUGUGUGUGUGUGUGUGUGGUGUGUUGUGUGUGUGUGUGUGUGUGUGUGUGUGGUGUGUGUGUGUGUGUGUGUGUGUGUGUGUGUUGUGUGUGUGUGUGUGUGUGUGUAAUUAAAACUGUGGUAGGUACUUCAUUUUUACCUUGCAUAAAAAAAUUCCUUGUUUUCAAUAGUGUAAUUGUGAUGUCCUGAGCUGACAUAUGUGGUGGAUAAACUAUGUAACCUUUUCUAAAUGACCUCAAAAAUUGUGGCAGUUCUGUACUGAAAGUUUUUAUUUAUCAAACAACAUAUGAAUACCAGUAACGAAUAUCUGAGAUAAACUAAAUUCAGCCAAUGAAAUCAGCUGAAAUGUAAUUGUUUUUAAUGCAAUGAGAGCGAACAAAUUUCCAUUCAACUACAUCUCAUCAUCUCAAAACCUCACCAACUGAAACCUAUGAACUGUGUUUGUAUUGUUAGUUUUGACAGCUUACACAUUAAAUGCUUAGCUGCCAGUAUUUUGCUGAAAGUAAUAACAGUUACAUUCCAUAUGCAUGCAAUCUGUUCAUCCCUGCUCAUCCCUUCUGUGUGAAGUAGGAUACUUUGUAGUCAAUAGGUGCAUCCCAUAGCCCUUAAAUUGGAUCCCCGACUCCUCCACUUGCCUCCCUUCCAUGGGUCUUAGUCCCUCCCACUGAGGAGGUACGGGACAUACGUGAGGAUGUGUUUUUCCCGUUGCCUCAACGUUCCACUUCCGGGAUUGCUCUGUUGCCGAUGGAUUUCAAUCAUUUAGGCCAAAUAUGUUGCCUUGGGUUUUCUUUGUGUUGGCAUUUUAAACUCCGGUCAACUUAACCUUUUCUCAGAUCUCUGCAGGGGGAAUCCAAACAGCUAGCUAGACUAGAUCUGUCCAUUCGGAGUUUUCUGUUGCACGAAUGAACCAACUUUUGAACGGACACGGUCCACCAAAAGUUCCUUCCCGAGGCGAUUUUGCGCCGUGAUAAAGGAAGGUAAGAAAAUGGAAAACUUGUUACACAAUAAGUCGUUGCUUGUUUUUAUUAAUCUGUGUGCUUCUGAUUGGUUUGAAUGUUUUCAUUCAAACCUGUAGUUGUUAGUGGAUGAUGUAUACAAGCAAUGUGAUCAAAAAACAGUGAUUUGCCAUCUCUAUAGUUAUGUUAUGCACCUGUUAUUUACUUAAUAAACCUAAAUCUGAAAUUCAACAAAGCUGAAGGAAAAUAAGUAGGCUGAUAUGACUUAUUGGGUUUGCGACAUAUUUAGUUUUCUUCUGAAACUCAGUUAAUUUGAAGCAAUGUGCUCAUCUUUUCUCAAGUUGUAACACUUGCAGUACAAGAGCAAAAUAUUUGGACUGCUGUGGUUGUAUUUACUACAGUGAAUGCAAUGU